Molecule: messenger RNA, 7277 nt
Organism: Candoia aspera
Lineage: Eukaryota; Metazoa; Chordata; Lepidosauria; Squamata; Candoiidae
Gene: PTPRQ
Product: protein tyrosine phosphatase receptor type Q
Exons: 45
Coding region: 1-6981 (2326 amino acids)
Biological process (GO): peptidyl-tyrosine dephosphorylation involved in inactivation of protein kinase activity
Cellular component (GO): signaling receptor complex
Molecular function (GO): protein tyrosine phosphatase activity; protein binding
Source: RefSeq, a predicted model, not a curated record
AUGAUUUUUCAUGUUAUCUUGCUUCUGUUUUUUAUUGGAACUGCAAAGACACAGGCUGAAAUUUCAAAUACCACUCCUGGAACAAUGUAUAACGUGACUGUUUCUUCAAUUUCCUCUUCAGUGUAUAGUUUACCUGUCAGUAGAACAGUGACAACUAAUGUAACUAAUCCAGGACCUCCUGUUUUCCUUGCUGGGGAAAAAGUAGGAUCUGCAGGGAUUCUCCUUUCGUGGAAUACACCCCCAUUCCCAAAUGGGAGAAUUAUAUCCUACAUAGUUAAAUAUAAAGAAGUUUGUCCUUGGAUGCAAAAUAUUUACACCCAAGUUACAACAAAACCAGAUAGUUUGGAAGUUUUGCUAACCAAUCUUAAUCCUGGAACGACUUACGAAAUUCAGGUUGCUGCUGAAAAUAGUGCUGGCAUUGGAAUAUUUAGUGACCCAUUUCUCUUUCAAACUGCAGAAAGUGCCCCUGGUAAAGUGGUGAAUCUCACAGUUGAAGCUUUCAACCAUUCAGCUGUAAAUCUGAUUUGGUUCUUGCCACAACAGCCAAAUGGGAAAAUAACUAGUUUCAAAAUUAGUGUAAAGCAUGCAAGAAGUGGAAUAAUAGUGAAAGAUGUCUCUGUUAAAGUGGAGGACCUUUUGUCUGGGAGGUUACCAGAAUGCAAUGAUAACAGUGAAUCAUUUUUAUGGAGUACUACCACUCCUUCAACUACAUCUAGUAAAACUACCACAUUUAUUUCAAGUACAGUUGCUCCCAGGGCAAUGAGUUCUGUCUGGAAUGAACCUGUCAGUUUUGUUGUGACUAAUCUUAGGCCAUAUACAACUUAUCUUUUUGAAGUUUCAGCAGUAACCACUGAAGCAGGUUAUAUUGACAGCACAAUUGUCAGGACACCAGAAUCAGUUCCAGAAGAUCCUCCUCAGAAUCUUGUCACAGGCAAUGUUACAGGAAAAUCUUUCUCAGUUUCAUGGGAGCCACCAACCACUGUUACUGGAAAGUUUACCUACAAAAUGGAAUUAUAUGGGCAAUCUGGUCGUAUUUUGGAUAACAGCACAAAAGAUCUCAAAUUUACAUUUAAUAAUCUAACACCAUUUACAGUAUAUGAUGUAUUUGUUGCUGCUGAAACAAAUGCUGGAGUGGGCCCAAAGUCAAAUCUAACAGUUUACACACCUGCAGGAGUUCCAGGACCUGUAUUUGAUUUGCAUGUAGUAGAGGAAGCAGCAACCUUUAUAAGAAUUGCUUGGAAAAAACCACAGCAACCAAAUGGACUCAUCACUCAGUACAGAGUGAAAGUAUUACGUGAGGAAACAAGGGAGAUCUUUGAAGAUACAAUUCUAACAGAAAAAAUCAAGCAUUUUACUGAAUCUAUGGAUCGAGAUAUGAUAAAAGAAUAUGCACUAUCUUCCUCAUCAAAUAAAGUAAAAACAGUGACCAGUUUAUAUGAAGGUUCAGCUGAAAUGUUCCCAAGAGUGCAUGAAUUUUCUCCAGUAAAAUAUACUAGUAUUCCUGUUGGUAAUUUACUAAUUUUAAAUGAGUUUGCAGAACUAUAUUUAAAUUCUGGUAAAAAUAAUCUCCUCUGGACUAGUCCUAAUUUAGAAAUGUAUACGACUGAAUUUUCCUUUUUAAAAUGUAAAACAUUUGAUACAAUCAAUCUUUCAGCUGAGCAGCUGUCAUAUCGUGUAAAUGGACUCCAGCCUUUCACUAAAUAUGCUAUUGCUGUGUCUGCUUUUACCAUCAUUGGAGAAGGACCACCAGCUAUUCUCAUUUCUGAGACAAGUGAACAAGUUCCAAGCUCUGUGGAAAAUAUAAAUUAUAAAAAUAUUAGUUCAUCUUCCAUUUUGCUUUUUUGGGAUAAACCAAUAAAUCCCAAUGGGAAAAUCACACAUUACACAGUUUAUGCAAUGGAGCUGGAUACAAACAGAGCUUUUCACUUGACUACAUCAGAUAAACACAUAUUGAUUACAGAUUUAAAAAAAUACACAGAUUAUAAAAUGAGGGUAACAGCUUCCACAACUGCUGGAGAAAGUGCACUCUCUGAAGACAAUGAUAUUUUUGUAAGAACACUUGAAGAUGAACCCAGUUCACCACCUCAGAAUGUUGAGGCAUUAGAAGUGACUGCCUCAGAAGUAAACUUAAGAUGGUUACCACCUGAAAUGCCUAAUGGGAUCAUAACUCAUUAUGAAAUCAUGUCUGAUAAUGGCAGUAUUUUAAUAAUUAAAAAUACUACAACAACGCAUUUUACUUUAAAUGAAUUGAAACCAUUCACUUUGUAUAACAUUUUGAUAAGAGCAUUCACCCGCCUUGGUCAUGGGAAUCAGUCAUCUGCCCCAUUAUAUGUAAGAACAGCUGAAACAGUACCUGACUUUCCACCAGAAAAUAUAACUUACAGGAAGAUGUCUUCUUCAGCAAUAGAGGUAUCAUUCCUUCCUCCAUCUGUCCCCAAUGGAAUUAUAAAGACAUAUACUAUAUAUCUCACAGAGAUUAAUAGAACUGAAGUAAGAGUCAUCAACACAACACAUCUGUCACUAAUUAUUGCAGGCUUAAAAAAAUAUACAAAAUAUCUGGCUGAAAUAUCUUCAAGCACUGUAAAAGGUGAAGGAGCUCGGAGUGCACCACUGGAUAUAAUAACUGAGGAAGAUGCUCCUAGUUCCCCUCCGAGAUUGCUCACAGUAAAACAGUUAUCUGAUGCCAUUGUGUUAUUGUCAUGGCAACCACCACUGGAGCCAAAUGGAAUUAUCCUCUAUUAUACAGUUUAUGUUUGGAAUAUUAUGUCAAGAAGUAUCAAUGUAUCUGAGCCAUCACUAGAAAUAACAGAUUUAGAAUAUAACAAGAAAUACAGUGUUUAUGUAACGGCAAGUACCAGAUUUGGUGAUGGAAAUAUAAAAAGUAAUACAACAAGCUUCAAAACUUCUGAAGGAGCUCCAGGUGAUCCACCUAAAAACAUGUGGUAUAAAAAUCUAACUUCUUCAUCAGUAAGAAUAUUCUGGGAUCCUCCUCAAAAACCCAAUGGUAUCAUACAGUUUUAUUCAGUUUUCUACAAAAAUGAUUCUGACACUUAUGUACAGAAUUUUACCAGUUCCACAAUUGACAGCAGUGCUGAUAAUACAACUUUAUCUAUAGAAUUAAAUGAUUUAGCAAAAUGGAGCCACUAUACACUUUGGUUAACUGCAAGCACAGCUCUUGGGAAUGGCAACCAAACCAGUGAAAUAAUGCAACUCUACACAGACCAAGAUAUACCUGAUGGACCUGUUGAUCAGCUGGCCUAUCAGAACAUUUCUUCCACUGUAGUAAAUGUAAGCUGGAUCCCACCAAGCCAGCCCAAUGGACUUGUCUUCUAUAAUGUUUCAUUGGCAAUGAAGGAUACUGAAAGAAAUCAUGAGAUUUGGUCACUUGUUCUAUAUGAUACAAAUAUAAUUUUUAAUAAGCUGGAAAAAUAUACAAGUUAUCAUCUAAACAUUACCCCAGCAACUGAAAGAGGACCAUCUGAAAUGUACACUUUAAGUUUACACAUCAGAACUGAAGAAGAUGUUCCAGACUCUGCACCUAUCUUGAAAACUUACAAAAACCUUUCAUCUACCUCAGUGAUGUUAUCUUGGGAUCCUCCAUAUAGGCCAAAUGGCAUUAUAAGAAGCUAUGACUUAAAGCUGCAAGGGCCAGAAAAAAAUGUUUCUUUCACUACCUCCAAUAAUUCAAUUAUUUUAGAAGAACUUUUGCCAUUUACCCUAUAUAGCUUUUUUGCAUCUGCCAGAACUGCAAAAGGACCUGGUCCAUAUGCUACACUUAUGUUCUCCACAGAUGAAUCAGUCCCAUUGGCACCUCCAGAGAAUCUGACAGUUAUCAAUUACACAUACAACUCUGCAUGGUUGAAAUGGGAUUCAAGUCCUAGGCCAAAUGGUGUUAUUAGAAGAUAUGUUUUGAACAUUUUUGAAGACAAAAGUCAAACUACUUUUUACCAGAAUGUUUCAGGAUCGCACAGUGAAGCUAAUAUACUUGGACUAGAACCGUUCUUUGUUUAUUCCAUCUGUGUUUCUGCAUUUACAAAAGUUGGAAAUGGCAAUCAAUUUAGUAACCUUGUACGAUUCACAACAAUGGAAUCAGCACCAGAUAUUGUCCAGAAUAUCCAGUGCACUGCAACCAGUUGGCAGUUAGUUCUACUCCGAUGGGACCCUCCUUUGAAAACAAAUGGAAUCAUUACACAUUACAUCAUAACAUUUGGAGAGAAGUCAACAAUCUUAUCAUCUCAUAAUGAAACAGUGUGUAUUUUGAGAAACUUGCUAUCCAAUACAACAUACCAGUUUAAAAUAAAAGCUGCAACAGCUGCUGGAGAAGGAAAAGAACAGUUAUGCAAUACCAGCACAUUUCCAGAAACAGCUCCAAGUGCUCCAAGAGAUACAAUAUUUUCAAAUGUACAGUCAACAAGUGUGACCUUGAGAUGGAGAAUGCCAGUUACUAUUUUUGGCUACUUUCAAAACUACAAGAUUACUGCACAGUUACAAUCCAUCCAUUGCAAUAGCUGGGAAUCUUCUGAAUGUAUUGAAUAUGAGAAAGAGCAAUACUCAUACCUUGCUGAUAAUGUUACAGAAGAAACAGUGUAUGAUCUGAAAAAAUGUAGAUGGUAUCGAUUUAGAGUUUCUGCUAGUACAAAUGCUGGUUAUGGCAACUCUACUCCUUGGAUUGUCACACAAACCCUUCCUGGCUCUCCAGAUGCUCCUCCAGCAAAUGUAACUGUAGCAGCUACAUCUCCUUACAGUAUUAAUAUUAGUUGGAAUGAGCCUGCCAUAAUUACUGGACCAACAUUCUACCUCAUUGACAUUUCCUCAGUGGAUACAGAUUACUAUCAAGCUUCAUUUGUCAAAGCAAAUUACGAGGAUAAAACCCUCACUAUUUCAGGAUUGAGAGCAUUUACAAGGUAUUCCAUAGUAGUCACUGCUUUUGUAGGAGAUGUACAUACUGCACGUACUGACGGCAAGUCUAGUUCUUCAGUUAUUGUUUCCACUUUUGAAGCAGUGCCCAGAGACCCACUUAACAAUGUAACAUUUCAGAAGAUACCCGAUGAAGUAACAAAAUUUCAAGUGAUGUUUAUACCACCCUCUGAACUUAAUGGGAAUAUUCAAGUAUAUCAAGCUAUGGUAUAUAAAGAUGAUGACACAGACAUCUUUCAGAUUUAUAAUUUGAGUGUUAUAGACAGAACAAAUAAGUCAAUCACUGCUAUGAUAGAGGGAUUAAAAGGAGGACACACAUAUAAUAUCAGUGUGUAUGCAAUCAAUAGUGCUGGUGCAGGACCAAAGAUUCAGCUUAAAAUAACAACAGAUAUUAAAGAACCACCAAGACCUAGUAAAAAGCCAGUGCCAGUUUAUGAUACCAGUGGAACAUUACUUGUCACAGCUACUACAAUUAGUAUUCGUAUGCCAGUUUGCUACUAUAAUGAUGAUCAUGGGCCUAUCAAGAAAAUACAAAUUCUUGUUGCAGAAGCAGGAGUUCAGAAUGAUGACAAUAUCACUAAAUGGCAUGAUGCAUACUUCAAUAAGGCAAGACCCUAUUUUGUAAAUGAAGGCUUUCCAGAUCUUCCAUGUAUAAAAGAGAGUGAAGGACUGAGCACCAAAGAAGACAUAUAUGUAAUAGGGGCUGAUAGCACUUGUAUGAUACCAGGAAGUGAAAAAAAUUUUUGCAAUGGACCACUGAAACCCAAAAAGCAAUAUCUAUUUAAGUUCAGAGCUACAAAUAUCAGAGGUCAAUACACAGAUUCAGACUAUUCUGAUCCCAUCAAAACUUUAGGUGAUGGGCUGUCUGAAAGAGCUGUAGAAAUAAUACUUGCAGUUACUUUAUGUAUACUUUCUAUUGUUCUUCUUGUGGCUGUAAUUUAUGCAUUUGCAAGAAUUCGUCAAAAGCAAAAAGAAGGAGGUACAUAUUCUCCACGGGAUGCAGAAAUUAUUGACACUAAAUUCAAACUAGACCAGUUGAUCACAGUGGCAGACCUGGAUAUGAAGGAUGAAAGAUUUACACGGUUACUUAGUUAUAGAAAAUCCAUCAGGCCAAUAGGCAAGAAAUGUUUUCUGCAACAUGUUGAAGAGCUCUGCACAAAUAACAACAUCAAGUUUCAGGAAGAAUUUUUGGAACUUCCCAAGUUUCUUCCAGAUCUUGCGUCAACUGAUGCUGAUCUUCCUUGGAACAAGUCUAAAAAUCGUUUUCCAAACAUCAAGCCAUAUAAUAACAAUCGAGUGAAGUUAAUGCCUGAUGCUUGUAUACCAGGAUCUGAUUACAUCAAUGCCAGCUAUGUAUCUGGCUAUUUAUGUCCAAAUGAAUUUAUUGCUACUCAAGGACCAUUACCAGGCACAGUGGGAGAUUUCUGGAGAAUGGUAUGGGAAACAAGAGCAAAAACUAUUGUUAUGCUAACUCAGUGUUAUGAAAAAGGGCGGAUAAGAUGCCAUCAGUAUUGGCCUGAAGAUAACAUUCCAGUUACUGUUUUUGGAGAUAUAGUGAUUACUAAAUUAGUGGAAGAUAUUCAGAUAGACUGGACCAUCAGGGAUCUAAAAAUUGAAAGGCAUGGGGAUUGUAUGACAGUACAUCAGUGUAACUUUACUGCCUGGCCUGAACAUGGAGUACCUGAAACAAGCACACCAUUAGUCCAUUUUGCAAAGCUUAUACGAGACAGCCGAUCACAUGACCACACACCCAUAAUUGUUCACUGCAGCGCUGGAGUUGGAAGAACGGGAGUUUACAUUGCCCUUGACCAUUUAAUACAGCAUAUCAAUGACCACGAUUUUGUGGAUGUCUAUGGACUGGUAGCUGAACUGAGAAGCGAAAGGAUGUGUAUGGUGCAGAAUCUGGCACAAUAUAUAUUUUUACAUCAGUGUGUUCUGGACUUACUGACAAUCAAGAACAGCCUGCCUAUAUGUUUUGUUAAUUAUUCAGUAUUGCAAAAGAUGGAUUCUUUGGAUGCAAUGGAAGGUGAUGUGGAACUAGAGUGGGAAGAAACUACUAUGUAAAUACAUAGAUCAAAAUGUAUUACAUUUCAGGAAACAUAUGCUUGUAUGCUUGUAUUCUUGUUGCUGUUUCACAAUAGGGGCCAAAACAUAUCCCCAUCAUACAACUGAUUAUAAACAAAGAAUAAUUUUUGUAGCAAAAUAAAAUUAUAAUAGUUAUGUUUUAUAUUCUAUGUGCCUUCACAAAUAAUAUAAAUUAUUAAAUUAUAAUUUUAUACUGAAUACAAUCUGAUUAUUAUAAUAAAACUGUAUACAAUAAGAACAUUCCAGCAACAGACAUUACAAUAAAAUGCAUAUUA